Molecule: messenger RNA, 2985 nt
Organism: Oncorhynchus nerka (sockeye salmon)
Lineage: Eukaryota; Metazoa; Chordata; Actinopteri; Salmoniformes; Salmonidae
Product: acetylcholinesterase-like
Exons: 11
Coding region: 436-2328 (630 amino acids)
Biological process (GO): acetylcholine catabolic process; choline metabolic process
Cellular component (GO): plasma membrane
Molecular function (GO): acetylcholinesterase activity
Source: RefSeq, a predicted model, not a curated record
CUUUAUCAGUGACAGUCUCCCCCUGUCGUCAUAACAGCAUAGUACGGCUCUGACACUACCUCCACUCAAUACCGAGAGAGAGGGGCACAAUAAACAGAAGACAUCUGUGUCUGACAUCGAGGCAGCGAAGACCGUAAUUUAAACCGCGCGUCUUCGCUCCCCAACUAGAAACCCUCCUCACCCCAUGAACGGCGCCGGUGACACGGGGUUUAACGUCCUCUAAAGACGGUGACAGGGCGAGGAGGGAACGUUGCCUUCCGGGGGGAUUCAGCGAAGCAGCAGCUGAAGCAGGGUUGAUUUGGUUUUGACCACUGGAGGACCCACCACUAACUAGCUGGAUCUGAGGGACUCCAGACAGAACAGAGACCACACACCUCCGACUACCUAACAUCAGAACCAAGGAGUCCACAAUCAGCAAACAACAGCAACAGCACCAUGCAUACCUCCAUCGUCUUCCUCCUCCCCUUCUUCCUCCUUUCUCUCCUCGCCUCCUCUUCUUCUUCCCAGAGUGACUCUCCGGAACUCGUCGUCGCCACGCGGGCAGGACGUGUCCGCGGCUUCCGCCUACCGACGCCGGACCGGAGUCACGUGACCGCUUUCCUCGGAAUCCCAUUCGCGGAGCCCCCACUGGGCAAGAAGCGCUUCCGAAAGGCGGAGCCCAAGAAGCCAUGGUCGUACUUGUUAGAAGCUAGCUCCUACCCCAACGCCUGCUACCAGUUCGUUGACACCUCUUUCCCCGGGUUCCAGGGAAGCGAGAUGUGGAACCCCAACAGGGAGAUGAGCGAGGACUGCCUCUACCUCAAUAUCUGGGUCCCCACCUCCGCCAGACCUCACAACCUCACCGUGAUGGUAUGGAUCUACGGAGGAGGGUUCUACAGCGGAUCAUCGUCCCUGGACGUGUACGACGGCCGCUACCUGGCUCACUCGGAGAAGGUGGUGGUGGUUUCCAUGAACUACCGCAUCGGGGCCUUUGGGUUCCUGGCUCUCCACGGCUCCUCAGAGGCCCCUGGGAACGUGGGGCUCUUAGACCAACGCAUGGCCCUCCAGUGGGUCCAGGAUAACAUACACUUCUUCGGGGGCAACCCCAAACAGGUGACCAUCUUUGGGGAGAGUGCCGGAGCAGUCUCUGUUGGGAUGCACCUCCUGUCUCCCGACAGUCGACCCACCUUCACCCGAGCCAUCCUCCAGAGUGGAGCCCCCAACUGCCCCUGGGCCACUGUUACGCCAGCUGAAGCCCACCGUAGGGCCGUCAUGUUGGGGAAGCUCGUCGGGUGCCCCUCGGGGGGUAACGAUACGGAGCUGGUGGACUGUCUUCGCAACAAGCCCCCGCAGGAGCUCAUUGACCAGGAGUGGCAGGUCAUGCCGUGGUCUGCCAUCUUCCGUUUCUCCUUUGUGCCCGUCAUCGACGGCGUGGUCCUUCCAGACAACCCCGAGGCCAUGCUCAGCUCAGGCAACUUCAAGGACACCCAAAUCCUGCUGGGGGUCAACCAGGAUGAGGGGUCCUUCUUCCUCCUCUAUGGAGCCCCUGGCUUCAGCAAGGACAAUGAGUCACUGAUCUCGCGCGAGGACUUCCUGGAAAGCGUGAAACUGAGCGUUCCGCAUGCCAAUGAGAUCGGCCAGGAGGCUGUGGUUCUGCAGUAUACUGACUGGUUCGAUGAGAACAACGGGGUGAAGAACCGUGAUGCCCUGGACGAUGUGGUCGGAGACCAUAAUGUCAUCUGCCCCCUGCAGCACUUCGCCAGGAGCUAUGCCCAGUUUCACUCUAACCAGGGUGCCAACAAUGGGCAACCAGCGGGCAACGCAGGGGCCACGGCGAAGGAUGGGAACUCACAAGGUGGAGUGUACCUGUACCUGUUUGACCACCGUGCGUCUAACCUGGCGUGGCCUGAGUGGAUGGGCGUUAUCCAUGGUUACGAGAUAGAGUUUGUGUUCGGCAUGCCGCUUGAGAAGAGACUGAACUACACAGCCGAGGAGGAGAAACUGAGCCGACGCAUGAUGAGAUACUGGGCCAACUUCGCACGCACCGGUAACCCCAAUAUCAACUUUGAUGGCAGUGUGGAUAGCAGGCGGAAGUGGCCCCAGUUCACCAACAGUGAACAAAAACACGUGGGUCUGAACACGGAAUCCAUGAAGAUCCACAAGGGCCUGCGGAAUCAGCUGUGUGCAUUCUGGAACCGCUUCCUGCCACGCCUCCUCAACAUCACCGAUAACAUAGACGAGGCAGAGCGUCAGUGGAAGGUGGAGUUCCAUCGCUGGUCCUCCUACAUGAUGCACUGGAAGAGCCAGUUCGACCAUUACAGCAAGCAGGAGCGCUGCACUGACCUCUGAGGAGAGAGAGAAAGAGAUGAUGAAGACCUUGUCCUUCCAUAGUUUCCUACAUUUCUUCAUGUGAUAUGAUUUGUUAAGGCUUUGCAGUUUAACUCGACGAAGGCCAAACAGUGGAUUCCUUUCCCCCACAAAAUCACAUUUAAUGUGUCACAAAUCAUACUUUCUGUGUGUUUUUUGUUUUUCCAUUGCAGAUGUUUGGCUGCCUAAAACACGUCCAUAAGCUGACAAUUUAUCAGCAUCAAAUUUAUUAUGGAAGGAGGUGGUCAUUGAUGAAGGCGGUGAAACGGUGAACAUUUCAAAGGUGUUUCAUUACAGUACCUCUGAAGACUGUGUGUAUGUGUGUGUGCGUGUAUGCAUGCAUCCGUGGGCAUGUGUGUGUGUGUGUGUGUGUGUGUGUGUGUGUGUGCGUGCGUGUAUGCAUGCAUCCGUGGGCAUGUGUGUGUGUGUGUGUGUGCGCGGAAGUGUGGUACGACUGAACCUCUGUGUUCCACAUCACUCUUAUUUUUUUUUUUUACUUCACUUUAUUAUUUUCCAGUUGAUACAAAUCUCGCUAUCUGCUUAUUUUCAAUGAUCUUUAUUUAAAACAACUAUUAUGACCACUGUUCCACUGUCUAACCAUGUAUCCGUUCACUUGGCGUUCGUCUAUCUCUUAUAUCU